Molecule: messenger RNA, 1998 nt
Organism: Aureobasidium uvarum
Lineage: Eukaryota; Fungi; Ascomycota; Dothideomycetes; Dothideales; Saccotheciaceae
Source: the annotation of a GenBank genome assembly
AUGUCUUCGCGGCCGUCGUCCAGCACAUCCAAGGAUAUGCCGUUGGCCUCGGCUCCAGGCUCAGCUCUGCGACGAUCUUUCACCCUCCCUUCGAGACUCGCCAACCCGAAGACAGUCCCACAACAGGUUGAGAUUGGUUCCGCCGAUGGCAUCGAGACGCUGUUUGUCCACCCCUCGGCCAAGAUUGUAUCCUUCAGCACAGCGUCAUCUCUGAAAUCGCGACCCAACUCGAGAUCGAGCAUUGCCAGCUACGAUGGAGAGGGUGAUGCGUCCACAUCCUUGCUGUGGACCUCACCCACUGAGAGGACCAUGGCUGCAGGACCACUAGAAAUCUACCGCGUACCUGGAUCCGUCGCCUUUCUACAUUCUGGCAGCUUGCUACACGCUAUCCUCCCACGUUCGCAGUGUUGGUGUGUCGACGGUGUCUCAAAGUUCGCCAUGCGCGUCCUGCCCAAUACCUACUACCGAAUCGAGUUACCCGGAACCACCCAGGAGGACAUGGAAUACGUUGAGCAGCUCAAGAAGACACUAGCCAAAGUCUUGUACUACGAGAGAACAGCUUGUCCCUUCCAGAGAGGCUUCGGUGAGGACCUGCCAGAAAUGCCCAGCAGAAACUCGCGGAGACUGUCGAGAGAAUACAUCGAGCCUGCAAAACGCUGGAGACUUGACAAGGUCUGGAGGCCAGAGGGUGCCGAACUCGAAGAGCCGCAGCUCUUGCACCCCAACAGAAGCAAAUCGAGAUCUACGUCGAGAUCAGACACCGAACGCUCAGAAUGCGAGGACAGCGCAAAGACAGAGGGCGCAAAGUCAGAGGAAGAGAGUGGAAAAGAACAGGACACAAGGCCGGCCAGCAGAGGAGAUAAGGCACCACAACUAUCCGGGCCGUUCCCAUCCAAAAAGCUGGCGGCCAUGCGGUCGGUUACUGCCCCUCCGCAGUUGAGCCUCGAAUCGUCACCUCCAUCCAAAGUCAACAAGGUUCGUAAGAUGGCUGGUGUUUUUGACCAGACUGCUCGCGACACUGCGCCACGUCUUGCACGUCCACUUUCAUCCGCUCUUGUUCCACGACUACCGUCUACACCCGAGUCACCUCUCUACUCCCCUGACUACCAUAUUCAUGAGGACAUUACGAGCGAUGCACAACCAAAUCCGACUUCAAUCAGACCUGUCACCGUCAUAAUAGACGAAAACAAGGACCCUAGCCUCAGGGAACCUCUGAUCGUCGUCGAGCAAAUAGGUGAUGAAACUGACCUCAGCACGGCCGAAGACUCAACUCACUCCAUCCUCCCGAAGGAAGCCGAUGCCACAAUCAUCGAGACGCCCUUACCAGAAGAACCGCAAGAACAGGCAGUUGCAGGAGCCCCUAGUCCGACAGAAGAGGAAAAGGACGAGAGCACACCAACCAUCAGCCAAUUCCAACAACCAACACUACCAAACUCCACCAUAGAAACACCACCAACCCACAACCCGACAACAUCACCAUCUAUGUCCACAACCGAAACCACAUGCACAACCCUCACAGCUUCCUCCCCAGCUCUCUCCACAACCUCUCUCUCAACAGCAACAUCCUGGUCCACCCUCCCCGUCCUCACCCCCUCAGAAGCAACAGACCUCCUCCGCCAACGCCGCACCCCCUCCUCCCGCUCACCCUCUCCCUCCCCCUCUACACCCCACCCACAAACCCAAACACCACCAACAAAACCCACCACUCCAUCCUCCACAGCCCUGACGACAAAAACCUCUCCCGGCCUCCUCGUCCGCAAAACUUGCGCUUUGUUCCUGGGUCCCCCGGCAAAUCUUGUAGCCACCAUGCUCAGGAUCGCUGCUAGAUUGGUCGCUAGUGGUGCGUUGAAUCUGGCCGAACCGGCUUUCCACGACAUGUUUGCUGCUGCUGGUGGCGGUGCUGCGGCUGCUGCGACUGCGGCGGGCAAGUUGAGGGGGCAUAGGAGGGUGCCGGGGAGUUGGGAUUUGAGUGAUGAUGACGAGGAUUGGGGGUUCUGA